Messenger RNA from Ananas comosus (pineapple), 576 nucleotides. RefSeq lists its product as uncharacterized. Bases 40 to 456 code for a protein of 138 amino acids. The record is from RefSeq and is a predicted model, not a curated record. The transcript has 4 exons. NCBI's taxonomy places the organism in Eukaryota, Viridiplantae, Streptophyta, Magnoliopsida, Poales, Bromeliaceae.
UUAAAGUAUAAUCUUGGAGAUGAUAAUUGGCCAUGGGUUAUGAAAGCUCUUGGAAAAAAAUGGAAGGACUUCAAAUCUGGUCUAAAGAAAAAGCACUACGAUGCUCAUAAUACUUAUGAAGAUCGUCUAGCUGAUCGUGAUUCGAGAGUCCUCCCAGAGCAAUGGAAACAAUUGAUUGAAUACUGGGAUACUGAAGAAGGGCAGACGCGUAGUUUACGAAGCAAAAGUAACCGUUCUAAACAAAUUACUACUCACACUGCUGGCUCAAGAAGUUUUGCUCGUAUUCGUGAAGAAAAGCGAAAGGAAAAGGGAGUAGUGCCAACUAGAGCUGAACUAUUUAAGAUUACUCAUGUUCACAAAAAUGGGGACCCGAUGAAUGAAGAAUGUGCCAACAAAAUUGCAGCCGAUUGCUACUGUUUACCAAGCCUAUGCUCCUCAUUAUUAAGCAUGUGCUGAGAAUGUUCAGACCACCCUGCAUCUACAUCUACUGUUUAUUUUAAUUUUCCUGUGCUCAUGUUGGGUUUGUUGGAGAUGUUGACUAAGCCUCCCAAUUUCUGCACUCUAUUCAGACUGAAU